AUGAACAGUGAAACAUUUGAUGCAUUGCUGGACAACGCCAAGGAGAAAAUCAGCCGGAGGGACACUGUGAUGAGAAAAAGCAUUGCUGUAGAGGAAUGUCUUACAGCUACUCUCCGGUUUUUAGCAACGGGUCGCUCCCUCGAAGAUUUAAAAUUUGCCACAGGAAUAUCUGCACCGUCGUUGUCAAAUAUAAUUCCAGAGACAUGCAAAGCAAUUUAUGAAACACUUCAGCCAGAGGUCAUGAAGCACAGGAAACGGCGCUCCAGGAAAAGAGGAGACGCCGCAGAAGAAGAAGACGGCAACGUCCUGCAGCCCCUGCGAACAACGGAAGGACAGAGGCAACAGCGAGAGGAGGAGGCAACGCCGCGGGAACAACGGCGGCACCCGGAGGAGAGGCGAUGA
Messenger RNA from Schistocerca nitens (vagrant locust), 402 nucleotides. RefSeq lists its product as uncharacterized. The record is from RefSeq and is a predicted model, not a curated record. Lineage: Eukaryota; Metazoa; Arthropoda; Insecta; Orthoptera; Acrididae. Bases 1 to 402 code for a protein of 133 amino acids. The transcript has 2 exons.